AUGGAGGAGACUAAACCUCGUCAUCAUGUAACGAGAUACCGCAAUAGAGAUCAAAGAAACACACUUGAAUCGCAUUUUAUUCAAAAGAACCCAUCACCACCUAAAAAUAGAGUCAAGAUUGAUAAGAUUCCACUGGAUGUUUCUGAUUAUAUGAUAGAGGAUUGGAUUAAUGAAUUCGAUGAACCAAUAUUUCUUAAAUUUUAUGAUACAAAGGAAAACAGAACUUGUAUUUUUGAAUUAAAAGAUUUAACAAAGAUGAAAGAUUUUGUUUCCAAAUAUAAUAAUUUCCAAGUACAUGAAGGUGAAAAUAUUAGCGUUGAAAUAAUUGAUAUUCGCAGCAAAAACAAAGGACGUAAUCAAAAUAGAUUUAUUCUAAAAGAUACUACCAGAAGAGAUCGUGAUUAUGGAAGAAGAAGGGGAAAUAACAGAGGAUCACUGGGCAGUCAUUAUGAUAACUCUAAAAAAUCUCAGAAAAAAAAAACAGUUGAAAAACCAAAAAGUGUAGAGCAAUUAGAUGCUGAAUUAGACGCUUACAUGAACAGCUAA
Messenger RNA from Maudiozyma saulgeensis, 546 nucleotides. NCBI's taxonomy places the organism in Eukaryota, Fungi, Ascomycota, Saccharomycetes, Saccharomycetales, Saccharomycetaceae. The record is from the annotation of a GenBank genome assembly.